AGUUUCUUGUUUGAAAUUCAAGACAGUGAAAAACCAAACACUCGGAGAGGGUUACUUUCAUUCCUGAAUAGCAUUUUUGAUCCGUUGGGCUUUUUGUCACCUAUUACCUUGUCCGGGAAAAUCCUUCUUCGACAAUCAGUUGGUGCCGAUUGGGAUCAACCAUUAUCAACCACAAUAGAUCACAAAUGGAAAGAGUGGAAAUCAUCUCUACAGUGUUUACAAGACUUGAGAAUUCCUAGGAUGUACUUACCUGUUUCAUUAAGUUGUGUUAACAACAUUGAAUUACAUGUCUUCUGUGAUGCGUCAGAAACAGCGAUUGCAGCAACUGCAUAUUUGAAAAUCACUGGUGAUGACAACGCAAGCCAUUUGGGAUUUAUAUUGGGAAAAGCCAAACUAGCUCCAAUGAAAGUACAUACAAUACCACGGUUAGAACUUUGUGGAGCCGUCCUUGCUUCAGAAAUCGGACAAACUGUUUUAGAACAAUUGGAUGUAAAACCGAAUGUUGUGAAAUAUUACACCGACAGUAAAGUUGUCCUUGGAUACAUUUACAACCAAUCGAAAAGAUUCUAUACAUAUGUGACAAAUCGUGUGAGCAAAAUCUUAAAAGUGAGUUCUACUGACCAGUGGAAUUAUGUACCGACCCAUAAAAAUCCUGCCGACUGUGCGACACGAGGAAACUUUUCGAGUGAACAGCUACAGAAUAGUGAAUGGUUACAAGGACCUCAAUGGCUUUUAGAACAACAUGAAGAAAAUGAGGUUAAUAAGAACUAUAACUUCCCAUUGAUAGAUCCACAGGAUGACAAGGAAAUUCGUCCAGAUGUACAAGUCAUGAAAACCACCACUAAAAUGUCAAAGAACUGUAUAACUGAACUUGCAGAGAAAUUUUCUAAAUGGAAAACCUUUAUCAAAUUUGUCGCCUGUUUAAGACAUGUCAUCAAGUCUUUCAAACACAGAACUCAUUCUUGUUCUGGAUGGCAUAUGUGUGAAAACAGUAUCAGUGUACAAUCCUGUCAGGAUGCUGAAAAAUUUGUGUUGAAAGAAAUACAGAAAGAGUGUUUUAGCAAAGAAAUACUCUCUCUACAAAAUGGAAAAACUGUUUCAAAGGAUAGUCGGAUUUCAACCCUUUCCCCGUUCAUUGACAGUGAAGGUUUACUUCGCGUAGGUGGGAGACUUAAUAAUGUGAAGAAUGUGUUACCUACUGGAGAAAUCAAUCCUAUAAUAUUGCCAAAUAAACAUCAUGUUUCAACACUCCUGAUUCGAUUCUACCAUGAUUCAGUUAGACACCAAGGAAGACAUUUUACCGAGGGAGCGCUUAGAAAGAAUGGCCUCUGGAUUAUUGAUGCAAAACGUGAGGUGUCUUCAUUUAUUCACAGUUGUGUCACGUGUAGAAAACUUCGUGGAAAAUUCGAAUUACAGAAAAUGGCUGAUUUACCCUCUGACAGAAUUACUCCUGGUCCUCCAUUCACCACAGUAGGAGUGGAUACAUUCGGUCCAUGGACAGUUUUAGCAAGGAAGACACGUGGUGGAGUAAUAAACAAUAAACGGUGGGCAAUCAUGUUCAGCUGUUUAACCACACGACACAGGAUGAAUGACCAUCUUUAA
Molecule: messenger RNA, 1602 nt
Organism: Magallana angulata
Lineage: Eukaryota; Metazoa; Mollusca; Bivalvia; Ostreida; Ostreidae
Exons: 1
Coding region: 241-1602 (453 amino acids)
Source: RefSeq, a predicted model, not a curated record